This is a messenger RNA of Grus americana (Whooping crane), 1427 nucleotides long. It is a transcript of the gene THPO, whose product is annotated as thrombopoietin. Gene Ontology annotation, biological process: thrombopoietin-mediated signaling pathway; positive regulation of ERK1 and ERK2 cascade; cell population proliferation. The coding region runs from base 501 to 1202 and encodes 233 amino acids. Gene Ontology annotation, cellular component: extracellular region. The record is from RefSeq and is a predicted model, not a curated record. Gene Ontology annotation, molecular function: cytokine activity; hormone activity. NCBI's taxonomy places the organism in Eukaryota, Metazoa, Chordata, Aves, Gruiformes, Gruidae. The transcript has 5 exons.
CCCAAGCAAGCCGGGCUGCCAGCCUCAUCCCCGGAGCUGCUGCACACUCCAGACGCCCUGUUCAGGCACCCUGCGACCCUCAAGGUACCUGGGCCACCUUCAUCCCCUGGACAGGAACAGCCAAGGCACUGACCACUGAGGUCCCACCAGCCGAGCGCUCAGCCCAGGGGGCAGGUGAGCAGCUCCGGAGGGCGCCCAGGGACGUCCUUCCCGCGCCCCGAGCCAAGGGAGGAAGUGGCCGGAGGCAGGAAGCCGUCCCCCGGGCCCAGGGCCCCCGCUGCGAUUUUGCUCGAAGGUCAGUGGCGACACAACAGGAAAUCGCGCUGCCUCGGCCAGGCAGCAGAGCCGGAGCCAGAGAGCCACGCCGUGCUGCCCCAGGGGCACUCCCUGCCCCUGGCCCUCCGUCCCGGCUGGGCAGCUCGCGGGGAGCCCGCGCCACCGCCACCCUCCAUGGAAGGGGGACGGGAGCCGGGCAGCAGCCGCUGGCCCCAGGGUGGAAAAUGCAGGGCCGAAGCCCCCAGCUGAGCAUGGAGCUGAACAGACUGUUCCUCCUCACAUCCUUCCUCCUGCACAUGGAAGAUGGCCGCGCCAACCCAACGCGGCUUGUCUGCGACAAGAGACUCAUCCAGAAGUACAUCGAGGAGGCCAAGGACAUGGAGAAGAGAGCGGGCCAGUGCCAGGCAUUGCCUGCACUCAGCUGCCCCGCAGUGCUGCCCUUGGUGGACAUCAACCUCCAGCAGUGGAAAUCUAAAUCGAAUGAGACCAAGCGGCGGGAGAUCCUCUGCGACCUGGCGUUGCUGGUGGGUGCUGUGAUGGGUGCCCAGGACCAGGUGACCCAGGAGUGCGGGACCAAGCAGCUGAGCCAGCUUUACCGACAGGCCAAUUCCUUCCUCCUGCUCCUGCAGACCUUCGGCUGGGAGGUGAGACCUCCCCACGUGAGCCAGACCACCGUGGCACACGGCUGCGCUGGGCUGGGUACGACAGCUUUGUCACCCCCCUAUCCCACUCUUGCUCCUCAGGCAGGACCCUGGGAGCCGGGCUGCUCCCCACGCUCCAUGGAGCAGACCCACAUCACUGGCAUCUUCCUCACCUACCAGCAGCUGGUGCAGGGCAAGCUGCGCUUCUUCUUCCACGACCUGGCCAAGGACUUGUGCAAGCAAGGCCAGGGGGGUGGCAGAGACUCCCGGUGCGGGGCCCGGUGAUGCUGUGCACAGGGCUCACCCCCGAUCCCAGGUCAGAGCGAUCCUGCCGGACACUGAGCUGUGCUCUGGGUGCCCAGGAAGGUGCCCGCAGUGAAAGGGUGAGCUCCUCAAGCUUUCGGCGACCGCACGGCCCACGGAGGCAGACAGCAGCAACACCCACGCGCCAGUGGGCACAGACGCUGCUCCCACCCAGGCAGGCACCUCUACUGUGAAUGCUUUACAAUU